AUGGAUUUGGCACAACGUAUGGGUUUAUCGGAUACACAAGUUAAAACUUGGUAUCAAAAUCGUCGGUAUGUAUUGCUUUUUUCCGCAAUUUUUUUUCAUACAUUUUUUUCACUUUUUUUUUCCGCAAUUAAACAAACUAUUUACAGUUGA
Enterobius vermicularis (human pinworm) is the source of this 150-nucleotide messenger RNA. NCBI's taxonomy places the organism in Eukaryota, Metazoa, Nematoda, Chromadorea, Rhabditida, Oxyuridae. The record is from the annotation of a GenBank genome assembly.